Molecule: messenger RNA, 1641 nt
Organism: Gekko japonicus
Lineage: Eukaryota; Metazoa; Chordata; Lepidosauria; Squamata; Gekkonidae
Gene: MEX3B
Product: mex-3 RNA binding family member B
Exons: 4
Coding region: 1-1521 (506 amino acids)
Molecular function (GO): RNA binding
Source: RefSeq, a predicted model, not a curated record
AUGCCUAGCUCGCUUUUUGCCGACAUGGAGAGGAAUGGGAGCGGCGGGGGCGGCGGCGGCGGCGGCGAGACCCUGGAUGACCAAAGAGCCCUGCAGAUCGCCUUGGAUCAGCUCUCCCUCCUGGGCUUGGACAACGACGAGACGGGCUCCCUUUACGACAACGAGCCGCGCAAGAAGAGCGUGAACAUGACCGAAUGCGUCCCUGUGCCCAGCUCCGAGCAUGUCGCCGAGAUCGUGGGAAGGCAAGGUUGUAAAAUCAAAGCUCUGCGGGCCAAAACCAACACCUACAUCAAGACCCCGGUCCGCGGGGAGGAGCCGCUCUUUGUCGUCACGGGCAGGAAGGAAGAUGUGGCCAUGGCCCGGAGGGAGAUCAUCUCGGCGGCGGAGCACUUCUCCAUGAUCCGCGCCUCCCGGAACAAGAACACGGUCUUGAACGGCACGGUGCCCAGCCCGCCCAACCUGCCCGGGCAGACCACCAUCCAGGUGCGAGUCCCUUACCGGGUGGUGGGGCUGGUGGUGGGGCCUAAGGGGGCCACCAUAAAGCGCAUCCAGCAGCAGACGCACACCUACAUCGUCACGCCCAGCCGGGACAAGGAGCCCGUCUUCGAGGUGACCGGCAUGCCCGAAAACGUGGACCGCGCCCGCGAGGAGAUCGAGGCGCACAUCGCCAUGCGCACCGGCGGCAUCAUCGAGCUGACCGACGACAACGACUUCCACGCCAACGGCACCGACGUGGGCUUCGAGCUGAACGGCGGCGGCAGCGGCGCCGGCAGCCUCUGGACCUCGGCCAGCCUCACGCCGACGCCCGGCCGCAAGCCCUUCUGCAGCUACCGCAACGACAGCUCCAGCUCGCUGGGCAGCGCCUCCACCGACUCCUACUUCGGCGGGGGCCGCCUGGGCGACUACAGCCCGCCCAGCCCGGCCCUCGCCUUCACCCACCACAACGGCAACAACAACGGCUACGGCGUCUACGGCGGCGGCGGCGGCGGCGAGGUCAUCUCGUCGCCCGAGUGCUGCGCCACCGAGCUGCCGCCCUUCGACUCCCCGCCGGGCUUCGACCUGGCCCCGGCGCCCCCGCCCGGCGCGCCCCUCCUGUGGUCACAGUUCGAACGCGGCCCCUCCUCGCCCGGCGCCGUGUCCUUUCCCGGCGGCUCGCCGGCGCCCAACGCCAACCUGGCCCUGCUGGUGAGCGGCGGGCCAAGUUCGUCCUCCUCCUCCUCCUACCCGCUCUACGCCAACGGGCUGGGCUGCCACCUGCCCGGCCUGCCGUCCGACUCCUCGGCCUCGUCCUCCUCUUCGUCCAGCUCUUCCUCCAGCUCGUCGUGCUCUUCCUCCGGCAUGAGGAGGAAAGGCAGCCGCGACUGCUCCGUCUGCUUCGAGAGCGAAGUGAUCGCGGCCCUGGUGCCCUGCGGCCACAACCUCUUCUGCAUGGAGUGUGCCAACCGCAUCUGCGAGAAGACGGAGCCCCAGUGCCCCGUCUGCCACAGCGCCGUCACUCAGGCCAUCCGGAUCUUCUCCUAAGGAAAGACUCGCGGCCGCACAGAGACCCGCCUCCGACACGCCGCCUCUCCUGCAUCUUAAGGUCUUCUUACUUGCAUAUAUCGAUCGACAGAUAGAUAUUAAAGCUGCAGUAUCCGCACA